Messenger RNA from Dioscorea cayenensis subsp. rotundata (Guinea yam), 2405 nucleotides. RefSeq names its product oligopeptide transporter 5-like. The transcript has 7 exons. Gene Ontology annotation, molecular function: oligopeptide transmembrane transporter activity. The record is from RefSeq and is a predicted model, not a curated record. Gene Ontology annotation, biological process: transmembrane transport. NCBI's taxonomy places the organism in Eukaryota, Viridiplantae, Streptophyta, Magnoliopsida, Dioscoreales, Dioscoreaceae. Bases 19 to 2274 code for a protein of 751 amino acids.
GAGAGAGAGAGAGCACCAAUGGCUUCCCAUGAAAUAGAAAUCAUCACUCCAUCCUCUGAUAAGAACAACAACGUUGCUGAUGGACUUCCUUCUGAAGUGAAUGAUAAUCCAAUAGAGCAAGUGAGGUUGACGGUGCCAAUAACCGAUGAUCCGACAUUGCAGACAUUGACGUUUCGAACAUGGACAUUAGGAGUGGCCGGUUGCUUUAUAAUGUCCUUCAUCAACCAGUUCUUCGGGUACCGAACAAAUGCGAUAACAAUUACAUCUGUCUGUGCUCAGAUUGUAGUUCUUCCAUUAGGGAAGCUAAUGGCUGCCACACUGCCAAAAUGCAAAAUCAAAUUCCCUCUCACUAACUGGACCUUUUCAUUAAACCCUGGACCUUUUAAUAUGAAAGAGCAUGUUCUCAUUACCAUAAUUGCGAAUGCCGGUAAUGGCGGUAUCUAUGCACUGGACAUCAUCACUGCAGUUAAGGCUUACUAUCACCGGCAAUUGAAUCCCCUCGCCGCAUAUUUGCUAUGUCUUACAACUCAGAUGCUUGGUUAUGGAUGGGCUGGUUUGUUCAGAAAGUACUUAGUGGAUUCUCCUUACAUGUGGUGGCCAAUAAAUCUUAUUCAAGUCUCACUCUUCAGAACAUUGCAUGAAAAGGAAAAGAGGCCAAAAGGAGGGCUUUCAAGGAUGCAAUUCUUCCUAAUGGUUUUCGCCUUUAGUUUCUGCUACUAUCUUCUCCCCGGCUAUCUUAUUCCUUCGAUUUCGAUGUUUUCCAUUGCUUGCUGGAUAUGGAAAAAAUCUGUCACUGCCAACAUUAUCGGCUCUGGCCAACACGGGCUCGGCAUCGGCUCAUUUGGUUUAGAUUGGGCAACAAUUACUUACCUCGGAAGUCCUUUAUCAUACCCGGCAUUUGCUUUGUACAAUAUAAUGGCAGGCUUUGUCAUCAUAAUUUAUAUUAUUACUCCGAUCAUCUACUGGACCAAUACAUACAAUGCGAAGCGAUUUCCGAUCAUCACUCCAAAUGUUUACGACAGUAAUGGACAGCCUUACAACGUUACUCGCAUACUCAAUCAGGAAACUUUCUCAAUCAACUUGAAAGAAUACGAGAAUUACAGCCGUUUGAACAUGAGUGCUUACUUCGCCCUUGCUUAUGGUCUCAGUUUCGCUACACUCACCGCUGUACUAUCCCAUGUCGCUCUGUUCAACGGCAAAUCAAUAUUGAAGCUAUGGAAGCAGACGACGAAGAGUGCAAAUGAAAAGUUUGCCGACGUGCACCUGAGGCUAAUGAAGAGGAAUUACAAGACGGUUCCACAGUGGUGGUUUAUCGUCCUCUUGAUGGUGGUGUUCGGGCUUUCGAUCUGGACUUGUGAGGGCUUUGGAAAGCAGUUGCAGCUACCAUACUGGGGCAUCAUACUUGCUUGUGCCAUUGCUUUCUUCUUCACUCUCCCUGUGGGUAUUAUCACUGCAACCACUAAUCAGACACCAGGAUUGAAUGUAGUGACAGAGAUGGUAAUAGGGUAUCUCUACCCAGGGAAACCAUUAGCAAAUGUUGCAUUCAAAACUUAUGGAUACAUAAGCAUGACUCAAGCUCUAUUUUUACUUCAAGAUCUCAAGUUAGGUCAUUACAUGAAAAUACCACCCAGAUCCAUGUUUAUUGCCCAGCUUGUAGGAACAAUAGUGACAUCAUCGGUAUACUUCGGCACCGCGUGGUGGCUGCUAGAAUCAAUCCCAAACAUUUGCAAUGAUGCCCUUCUGCCGGAGAGCAGCCCAUGGACAUGCCCGGGCAGCAAUGUGUUCUACAACGCCUCCAUCAUUUGGGGUGUCCUCGGUCCUUUACGCAUAUUCACUAAACUAGGCCUCUACUCAAUGAUGAAUUACUUCUUCCUCAUCGGCGCGCUUGCUCCGGUACCAAUUUGGCUUCUUUCCAAAAAAUUCCCGGAGAAAAAAUGGAUUAAAGACAUCAAUAUGCCGAUAUUGAUCGGUGCAACAGCGUAUAUGCCUCCGGCAAGAUCAGUGAACUAUAUUACCUGGUUUGUUGUAGGAUACAUUUUUAAUGUGGUGAUUUACAAGAAGUAUAAAGGUUGGUGGACAAGGCAUAAUUAUGUGUUAUCGGCGGCGAUGGACGCCGGCGUCGCCUUCAUGGCCAUUCUUCUCUUCUUUAGUUUGCAGUAUUUUAACAUCUAUGGUGUAGAGUGGUGGGGAAAUGCUGGUGAUGAUCACUGCCCUUAUGCUACUUGUCCUACAGCUCCUGGGGUGAUCAGGAAGGGAUGCCCUGUGUUUCAUUAACUAGAUACUCUCAUUAUCUUUUGCAUCAUUUGGUUUGUUUGCCAGGCUUUUGUGUUUAUUGAAAUUUUCAUCAUGGGACAUUCUAAUUAAUUUCAUUUGUGGUUUGUUAAUAGAUUGGUAAUGUUAUGUUA